GUUAGGUCUUAUCACGGUCGACUUGGCGCAAUCAUUGCACAACUCGCCAGUUGAAAAAAAAAUCAUCGAUAAUUGGGAGUUCGUGGAAAAAAACGGGGAAAACAGUGUUUAUAAGUGAAAUUAGUAUAGUAAGCUUCGAGUAGGUUCGGAUACACGUCUUUUUCUGUCGAUAAAAUGGGAAACUGCCACACCGUUGGACCAAACGAGGCCCUUGUGGUUUCAGGUGGCUGCUGUGGCUCAGACCAUAAGACAUAUGUGGUGGGAGGCUGGGCUUGGGCCUGGUGGCUCAUCUCUGACAUCCAGAGGAUAACGCUUGAGAUUAUGACCCUGCAGCCCAAGUGUGAGGAUGUAGAGACAGCGGAGGGUGUAGCUCUUACUGUCACUGGGGUGGCUCAGGUGAAAGUGAUGACAGAGAACGAGCUGCUGGGUUACGCCUGCGAACAGUUCCUGGGGAAGUCAGUGGUGGAGAUCAAGAGUGUGAUCCUGCAGACCCUCGAGGGUCACCUGCGUGCCAUCCUUGGUACCCUCACUGUUGAGCAGAUUUACCAGGACAGAGAUAAGUUUGCUUCUCUGGUGCGAGAGGUGGCAUCACCGGAUGUCGGCCGCAUGGGAAUCGAGAUCCUCAGCUUCACCAUCAAGGAUGUGUAUGAUAAAGUGGACUACCUGAGUUCACUGGGCAAAACGCAGACAGCCGCAGUACAGAGGGAUGCAGACAUCGGAGUGGCAGAGGCAGAGAGAGACGCUGGCAUCAGGGAAGCCGAGUGCAAGAGAGAAAUGAUGGAUGUCAAGUUCUUAGCCGACACAAAGAUGGCCGACUCCAAACGAGAGCUAGAAAUGCAGAAAGCGUCCUUCAAUCAGGAAGUGAACACGAAGAAAGCAGAGGCUCAGCUGGCGUACGAGCUGCAGGCGGCCAAGGAGCAGCAGAAGAUCCGUCUGGAGGAGAUUGAAAUCGAGGUGGUGCAGAGGAAGAAGCAGAUCAUCAUCGAGGAUAAGGAGAUCACCCGCACGGAAAAGGAGCUCACCGCCACGGUGAAGAGACCCGCAGAGGCCGAGGCUUACAAGGUGCAGCAGCUGGCUGAGGGACGCAAGAUAAAGGCGGUGCUGACGGCGCAGGCAGAGGCCGACAAGAUCCGCCUCAUCGGUGAAGCAGAGGCCUCUUCCAUUGAAGUCAUUGGAAAGGCGGAGGCUUUGAGGAUGAAGCUGAAGGCUGAAGCCUACCAGCAGUACGGAGAGGCUGCCAAGACAGCCCUGGUGCUGGAGGCUCUGCCCAUGAUUGCCAGUGCGGUGGCUGCGCCGCUUGCUAGGACCGGCGAGAUUGUCAUCCUGAGUGGAGAGGGCAGCCGUGUGACCGGAGAGCUGAACCGGCUGUUAGCUGAACUCCCCGUCUCCGUCAACGCCCUCACCGGGGUGGAUCUGACUAAGAUCCCGAUGCUGCAGAAGUUGAUGAACCCGCAGAGCCAAACCGCCAUCUGAGGAAUCAGGCCAGAGACUCCCAACCUUCUGACAUUUAUCUGCCUCAAGCAUGAAAAGAGUUUUGUCAGCCUCUGACCCCUUAUGCAACUGCCUUUUGACCAGAAACACUUGACACCAACCAAGAGUUUUUUUUAAAUAUUUUUAAGAGGUUAUUAAUUUUCUAAAGAAUACAACAAAAAGCUGGGGCCUUAACUUCUAUAGGACCAGACUAUGUAUCUUCUUUUGUUUUUGAUUUUAGUUUUUAGACAUGUUGAUUAUUAUCACACUGCACUAGAUAGCUAGGAUUAUAUGCUGCAAUCCUGUUCAGUCCUACAAGUCCUCCGAAACAGAUGCUUUUAAAGGAGACAUGGAUGUGACUUGACCCACUUUCAAUGUGGUGGAUUUAAACAUUAUUUUAACAAGGAGAAAAUCCACAGUUUCAGUAGUAGGUGAAAGAAAGAGUCCACAACUUUAAGGCCAAAUCUGAAUAUUGUCUUCUUGGAGUGCUCUACUUCCCAGUCGGAUGUUUUCAUCCUCAUUCAGUGAAUUAGCUAGUAGUAGACUGAGCCCGCUGUGGAAUAGGCAGCUUUAAUUCCCUCUUUUGCUUUUAAAACUAGUAUUUUUUCUAGAUAAUUAACUCUUACACAGAGAGAAUUGAUGGAUUACCAAACCUCUUACAUUUAAUGGUCGCUAGAUCUCCACCCACUGUGAUUGUAAUAUUUUUGCAGUCAUAUUUGGAUCACUUGUAUGAUAAUUCUUACCUUGCGUCAUGUUGCCCGUCUCCUCUUUCCGAUGUACAGUGCCUGUUCACCACUCAAGUGCCCAAACCUUAGGACGGUGGUUUGGCUUUAGUUGGGUUUAUAUCAGAGUAUAUCACUGUGUUAUAUGAUGUUUUAAUAUUGCUCCCUGUUCUCAUAACAUCUGCUUUUACUAACUACUGUCUACUUUCGCGUAUUUGUAUACAGAUUUAACACAAAGCCAUACUUAGAGAAGACUAGCCUUAAGACAUGACCCUGGAGUCUGAGCUUUAAAUCAUUUUAUUUUGUAGUUUCCCCGAAUGUCACGUUUUGUAACUCUAAACAGUGACCCCUCGCCUCUAUGUUGCCUCUGUGUCGCUUAUCUGACUUAAGUGUCAUGAAGUUGGAAGAUAAGCAUGUGAUCAGUAAACACGCUAAUGGGGUUUGUGCUCGGGCAGUUUGGUAAAUGUAAUGUCGAGCAGACAGGGUAAUGGAAAUUUUUUGCAAAUUAAACUUUUUUCCCUUUCUAAUAAGGUUAAUCUAAUUCCUCCAUAUAGUCUGUUACAAUAAUUUUAAUGCUAAAUUGUGAAAUGCCUAAAUGUUUCAGUGUUUCAUCAUCACUCGAAGCACAGUGUGCACCCAGUUUCCACCUCUAGAUGGCAGGAGAGUCUCAGGAUUAGUGAGCCAGUUGUUGCUGCCUGUACGUUUUAACCUUUUAUUUUUUAUAUCACACUGCAUUUUAUUUGUGCCAUCUUUCAAUCAGCUUGCAAGUAAAUAAGGCUAACCUUUUUUUUUUUACGUGUUUUGCUUCUGAUUAAUCACAUCAUGAAUGAUGAUGAACCACUUGACAGAAUCUGUGACAAUUUGUUAUGUUUUGUUUUGCCACUGACGGUUUAAAAGUUAUUAUAGUCACGCCAUUUUCUUCAUUUUCUGUGAAUAAACAUGAGGCUUGUGGCUUGUUUGGUCUGAGAACAUGUCUGUUUUUGAACUCUGCCUGGUUCUCAUGUGUUUCUGCAACUACUUUCCCUGCUGUAAAUGUUGGUAAAACGCUGCCUGGCUUACCGUAGAUAUUAUAAUAUUAAAGUGUCGGUGUGUAAACUCUGUACCGUCAUUUCUAUUAGCUAUUAGCUUUUAGCAAGCGAUAAGCAGGAUCUAAUAUCCAUAAACCUGACCAAGAUCACCUGAUCAUACUGUCCCAUUUCCAAACUGCAGCCAGACGUUUACAGCAAAAUAUCAUUUUAUAACCUGCUUCAAUAUAGGUAAUAAACAUAUUGUCAUCUUUAUUUUUUAAUACAUGUAUGGGAAGUCAUGCAGAAAGUCUGACAUUCUGAGUGGCCACUCCCAUUUUGUCUUUAUAUAUUUUAGUUUAUUAAAAACUGUGUUUGUUGGGCAAAGGUUAAAGCAUCCAAAUUAACAACUUUAUCAUUAUAUGUAACGCUUAUUUCAUUAAGAAAGUACAUUUUUGUUUCUGUACACAGUGCUUUUGUUAAAUAAUGAAGAGGUCAUUCAUACUUAAAUGAGCAGUUUGUUCGCUAUUUAUCAUAAACUGUAGAUUUGUAAUGGGAUAUUCUAUUGUGAAUUUACUGUAAAAACAAACGUAUGUAUUAUGCAUAUAUGAUGUUCAGCUGUUUCUACCUUUCUGUUUUAUGUACUUUUCAACAUUCUGUACUGCAAAUGUACAAAGGAACACAGAUAUGUAUCUAGUUAGAUGAUACAUAUACAUUUAGUAUUUACCAGAUAAUGUUUUGGCCAUUAUAUCGUGUGCCAACAUUUAUAAUUUCUUUAUCUAAUCAGAAUAGUCAAAUUUCUGUUGCCGAGUGGCAUUUUAGAGGAGGAUGUGGUGAAAGACCAAACCCUAAAAGACCUACGCCUUAACUCUUCAUCUGACACACGUCCGUCUGUCGUCUGUAAAUCAUCUCUGUUAAAAUGAUAUUGUGGCUUCUCAUGUUCCACUGGCCUUUUGGAGAACUGAUCCAGCAUGGCAUUUCAAGCACGUGUUCAUGUUACUAUGUGUGUGUUUUGCCGUUUUGCCCUAUAAUAAACGUUAUACCACUUCCUGGUUGACUCGC
Trematomus bernacchii (emerald rockcod) is the source of this 4258-nucleotide messenger RNA. RefSeq names its product flotillin-2a. The record is from RefSeq and is a predicted model, not a curated record. The transcript has 11 exons. Gene Ontology annotation, cellular component: plasma membrane. Bases 175 to 1473 code for a protein of 432 amino acids. Gene Ontology annotation, biological process: protein localization to plasma membrane; regulation of myoblast differentiation. NCBI's taxonomy places the organism in Eukaryota, Metazoa, Chordata, Actinopteri, Perciformes, Nototheniidae.